AAUUUUACAAAACUGAGUCCUCCAGUCUACAAACACAAACACAAAGCUUUGCUCUGAAUAUGCACAUGGUGGAGAAAUUUUUUCAACAUCACACACUCUGAAAACUGAUUCUUCCUUCAACAAUCAACAAUCAACAAUCACAAUGGUCUUCAUGUCUCUUCGGAAUUCCUUCAUAUCUCUUCUCCUAUUAUCAUCAUCACUCUUCUUCUUCUUCUACUUCUCACCGCUCCUUGCCAAAUCUCCUCACCCAAUCUCUGAUGCUGAAGUCAGGCAGAAGAAACUUCAGUGCUAUGCUGAUAUUGACAGUUUGCUGUGGGGUUGGCAAUGCAAAUCAUCGAUGAUAGCAAGGGAGAAUUGUGCUUUGAGAUGCCUUUCACCUGCUUGUUAUGAGGUCAUCUAUCAGAGUGACCCGCUUGAAGAGGGAGAGAAAGACUUUAUUCGGAGCCAAGAGUACAAAUACUGUAUGCAUAAGUUAUCCUUGGGAGAAAGCAUUGAGGGUGUUAGGGGUUCCUUUGGCCACUAAUCAAUGCGAAAAUUCUGAACUGAAGGCCCUCAAGAAAAUGCCCAAAAGCCUCAAGUUUUUUUUUUGUCUUCGAGGACAAAAUUAUAAAUGAAUGAAAUAGAAGUACAUGUUCUGAGAAAUCCUGUAUGAACUGACACCAAAAGAUGCUUCUAUUUAGGCGAUGCCAUAGUUUUGUACCCUUCAAGUAUACAAGUUCCUUCAUCCUGUGUGCCUUUGAGGGUAUUAAUCAAUGUUAUUAAUCUUAAACUGAUCAUUGACUCAGUCAUGUACUGGGUUAUUUGAUUACUGGUUCAACCAGUAAAUCAGUAUGAAAACAUUUGUCAAAGUUACUCCA
Molecule: messenger RNA, 857 nt
Organism: Lotus japonicus
Lineage: Eukaryota; Viridiplantae; Streptophyta; Magnoliopsida; Fabales; Fabaceae
Exons: 5
Coding region: 143-523 (126 amino acids)
Source: RefSeq, a predicted model, not a curated record